UCUUCCCUAGUUUAGCCUGACGUAUUUCCGUUUGGAAGUUCAGCGUGCGUUAAGCUAAAACAGCAAAACAGUUUACAGUGUAUGAGUGUGUGUGAUGUACUUUUAGGACAAAUGCACAGUUUUUCGUGUCUACGGCAGGAUGCUCGUGUCCGCUAAGUGUCCGAACCGGAGACUUGUGCGCUGCAAUUCAAGCUAACGCCUCAUCUGUAGCUGGAGUUAGCAGUCGGCUAACUCAACCUGCUGUUUCUGUCACAACAAGAGCGUUUGAGAAGCGAAGACACCAUGGCCAAUCUGGAGCAGUGGGUGAGCGACCGUCUCCACGACAUCCUCGGGCUGAGUGACAGAUACGUGUCUCAGUUCAUGAUCGGCACUGCUCGGAAAGCAUCGAGUCCCGAAGACUUUGUGGCUCGUCUCGAGCAGACGGGCACGAUUGACAUCGACCAGAGUGUGGCCGCCUUCGCAAAGGAACUCUUUGAAAAGGUUCCUCAUAAACAGGUCGUUGAGAAACCGUCCCGAGCGGUGGAACGGCAAGCGAUCGAAAUGGAGAGGAAGAACCGGACGUACACGUUACUGGAGGACAGCGACGAUGCCGAUGAAGAUGCUGCGCGGGAGAAACAGAAAGGAAAAAAGAAAAGCAAAGACAAGGAACGCGGGAACAAGAGGAAGCACAUCAGACAGAAGAAAGGCAGCGAGUCGUCCAGCGAGGAGGAAGCACCUAAAAGGGAUAAGUCAAUUCAAGAGGACCACAAGACAGUAAAGAGAGAAGAGGAGGAAGAGGAAGAGUGGGAGAAGGAAGAGAGAGAGCGACUGCAAGACAUCGAGGAGAGGGAUGCGUUUGCCCUGCGAGUGAGGGAGAAAGACAAGGAGAAGACGCGCAACAUAGCCGAGAGGACGGACAAGAAGGCUUAUGAGGAAGCUCAGAAGAGGCUGAAGAUGGCUGAAGAUGAUCAGAAGAAUAUGUUGCCGGAGUUGAGGAAGCGCUCUCGAUGGGAAUAUCUGAAGAAGAGAGAGUCGGAGAAGCUGGAGGACCUGGAGGCAGAGAUCGUGGAUGACGAGUACCUCUUCUCCACUGAGGAGCUGACAGAGAGGGAGAGGAAGGAGCUGGAAUACAAACGCACCAUUCGGGAUCUAGCUAAAGAUUACAAAAAGGCCGGUGCCAAGGAGCAGGAGGAGAGAAAGAACAGAUACUACAUGCCGGAAGAGAAUAGAAGAAAGGAGGUGCCACAGAGGGACCUGGAGCUGGAGGAAACCCCCAUGGAGCUGGGAGGAGAGCAGGGUCGCUGGGAGGAGGAGAGGCUGAAGACGGCCUCCCUCAGCUUUGGGGCCAAGAAGGAGCGAGAGCAAGGAAUGAAGCAGGAGCAGGAGAAGUACCAGCUGAUCCUGGAGGAGGACGAGAUGAUCGACUUUGUCACCACCGCCAUUACCAUGAAGGGAACUCGGUCUGAAAAGGAUCAGGAUGCUCCGGCUCUGUCGCAGGCUGAGCUGAAAAAACAGUCAAUGCAGGAAGUCCGACGCAGCCUUCCCAUCUUUCCCUACAGAGACGACCUGCUGGCCGCCAUCCACGAGCACCAGAUCCUCGUCAUCGAAGGAGAGACGGGCUCGGGGAAAACCACCCAGAUCCCUCAGUACCUCCUGGAAGACGGCUACACCAAAGGAGGCAUGAAGAUUGGAUGUACGCAGCCUCGCAGAGUGGCAGCCAUGUCAGUGGCAGCCAGAGUAGCAGAGGAAAUGGGUGUGAAGCUUGGUAAUGAGGUGGGUUACAGCAUUCGUUUUGAGGACUGCACAUCAGAGAGAACCGUGCUCAAAUACAUGACAGACGGCAUGCUGCUCCGAGAGUUCCUCACCGAACCGGACCUGGCCAGCUACAGUGUGAUCAUCAUAGACGAAGCCCACGAGCGAACGCUCCACACCGACAUCCUGUUCGGUCUGAUUAAAGACAUCGCAAGAUUCAGAUCGGACCUGAAGGUGCUGGUGGCGAGCGCCACUCUGGACACCGAGCGCUUCUCCUGCUUCUUCGAUGACGCGCCUGUUUUCAGGAUCCCUGGCAGGAGGUUCCCCGUCGAUAUUUUCUACACGAAAGCUCCAGAGGCAGACUACCUGGAAGCGUGUGUGGUGUCGGUGUUGCAGAUCCACGUCACUCAGCCUACCGGAGACAUUCUGGUCUUCCUCACUGGACAGGAGGAGAUCGAAGCGUGUUGCGAGCUGCUGCAGGAGAGAUGCAGGCGGCUUGGUUCUAAGAUAGCAGAGCUGCUCGUCCUCCCCAUCUACGCCAACCUGCCGUCUGACAUGCAGGCAAAGAUCUUUAAUCCUACUCCGCCUGGAGCGCGUAAGGUGGUGGUGGCCACCAAUAUAGCAGAGACUUCAUUGACCAUAGAUGGCAUCAUCUACGUCAUUGACCCUGGCUUCUGCAAACAGAAGAGCUACAACGCCCGCACAGGCAUGGAGUCACUCAUUGUUACACCUUGCUCACGGGCUUCAGCCAAUCAGAGAGCAGGCCGAGCAGGCAGAGUGGCUGCUGGGAAAUGUUUCAGGCUUUACACAGCCUGGGCCUAUAAACAUGAGAUGGAGGAAACAACUGUGCCUGAGAUUCAGAGGACCAACUUGGGAAAUGUAGUCCUGCUGCUAAAGAGUCUAGGUAUUAAUGACCUCAUUCACUUCGACUUCAUGGACCCACCUCCUCAUGAGACUCUAGUCUUGGCUCUGGAGCAGCUCUACGCCCUGGGAGCCCUCAACCACAUGGGAGAGCUCACAAAGCUGGGUCGCAGAAUGGCUGAGUUACCUGUGGAUCCCAUGCUGAGUAAGAUGAUCCUGGCCUCAGAGCAGUACAAAUGUUCGGAGGAAGUGUUGACGAUCGCGGCCAUGCUGUCUGUAAACAACUCUAUCUUCUACCGUCCCAAAGACAAGGUGGUGCACGCCGACAACGCCAGAAUGAACUUUGUGGUGCCCGGAGGAGACCACCUGGUGCUGCUGAACGUCUACAACCAGGCGGUGACUGCAGGAUAUUUCUAUCACACGGCCAGACUGAGCAAAGGAGGCUACAAGACUGUGAAGCACCAGCAGACUGUUUACGUGCACCCCAACAGCUCUCUGUUUGAGGAGCAGCCCCGCUGGCUCAUCUACCAUGAGCUGGUCUUCACCACCAAGGAGUUCAUGAGACAGGUGAUCGAGAUAGAGAGCGGCUGGCUGCUUGAAGUGGCCCCUCACUACUACAAGAGCAAAGAGCUGGAGGACAGCAGCAGCAAGAAGAUGCCCCGUAAGCAGGGCAAAACAAAAGAGGAGCUGGGCUGAAGUGAAGGUCAAGGCCGUCCACGGCACAUACCAUGAAAAAAAAGUGCUUCUCACUCAGGACAGGGUGACAGGACGAGGCGCACGAGUCUGAGUGAAAAUGGAAAACGUACCAUGUUUCUAAGCUGUAACUUGUUUUUUGACAGCGAUCGAAAUUUGACCCGCAUUAUUCAAAUCACACCAGUAUUUUCAAACAAGUUUCUAUUUUCAAAACGGAAAGAGAGAAAGGUCGAGUGAGAAGUGGGCCACGCACAGACUCUGGUUUAAUCAUCAACCAGCCGGCAGGGCUGGGUCUCCAAAAAGGAAAAACGAACACGCUUGGAUCUGUGUUUCCCGCUCUGAUGGCAGCAGUGCGGACUCACCAGCUGGUUUGUGAAUCGGCACGAGACUGUUGUGCUUUGACCGCUCGCUUAUUCGCUCUGUGUCAAACUGUCACAGCUGGCACCCGAUUAAAGCACGCUCACGUGU
Molecule: messenger RNA, 3753 nt
Organism: Haplochromis burtoni (Burton's mouthbrooder)
Lineage: Eukaryota; Metazoa; Chordata; Actinopteri; Cichliformes; Cichlidae
Gene: dhx16
Product: DEAH (Asp-Glu-Ala-His) box polypeptide 16
Cellular component (GO): catalytic step 2 spliceosome; intracellular anatomical structure
Molecular function (GO): RNA binding; ATP binding
Source: RefSeq, a predicted model, not a curated record